Eleginops maclovinus (Patagonian blennie) is the source of this 630-nucleotide messenger RNA. It is a transcript of the gene cenps, whose product is annotated as centromere protein S. Gene Ontology annotation, cellular component: FANCM-MHF complex. Gene Ontology annotation, biological process: resolution of meiotic recombination intermediates; replication fork processing. The record is from RefSeq and is a predicted model, not a curated record. The coding region runs from base 185 to 553 and encodes 122 amino acids. Gene Ontology annotation, molecular function: protein heterodimerization activity; chromatin binding. The transcript is spliced from 5 exons. NCBI's taxonomy places the organism in Eukaryota, Metazoa, Chordata, Actinopteri, Perciformes, Eleginopidae.
AGGUUUGUUGGUUUGCUGUUGAAUUUUUACCGCGAGUUUGUUGAUAAUAUCAGCGCAUCUGUUACCUUCAAGCAUAACAAAUUGUAUGUAGUGUUAAGUUUCGGACACACCUUAAUUCUGUAGGAUUUUCCCAAUUCAUUCACUUACUUGAAGCCGUUGUGGUCGAAAGUUUAUCCGGAAGAAAAUGCCUGACGAUAAAGACGAGACGCAGCAGAGGUUAAAGGCAGCAAUCCAUUACACCGUGGGUCGCCUGUGCCAGAAGAUUGGAGAGGACUACCAGAGAGGGUUCAGCCGACAAGCUGUAGCAGCGAUAGCCGAGACAGCGUUCAGACAAUGUGAUGUAUUUGCUAAAGACUUGGAGGCGUUUGCAAGGCAUGCUAAAAGAAGCACAGUGAAUUCAGACGAUGUAAAGCUCAUAGCCCGUCGGAGCACAGCCUUGUCCACCCACAUACAAAACAAAAGUGAAGAACUGAACCAGGAGCAGAGGGAAUUGAAAAAGAAGAGUACUGGGAAGAGGAAAAGCAGAGACACUGAGGAGGAGAGCAAAGAAUAAGGAAAGGACAAAGGCAGCCCUGCAGUGUCUCACUUGUGCCCAACAUUCAAAAUAAACGUUAAUGCUAUUAUCAAUCA